AUGGGUGAUCAAGACACCAUGACUGAGGUUCCAGCUGCCUUAAAGCGCCUUGCAAAGUAUAUGGUUCGUGGUUUCUAUGGGUUGGAGUACUCACUGACUCUUGAUGUGCUUAUCAGAUACCCUUGUGUGAAGGAAGAAGACAUUGCUCUGCUACUCAAAUUUGACAAGAAGCAGCUCCGGACCAUUCUCAAUACACUAAAAUCUGAUAAAUUUGUCAAGUGUCGUAUGCGUGUUGAGACACUACCAAAUGGAAAGAGCACCAGACACAAUUACUAUUAUAUAAACUACAAGGUGCUUGUUGAUGUUACAAAGUAUAAACUUGACCAUGUUCGCCGCAAGAUAGAAUCUGAUGAAAGGGAUUCCACUACAAGAGCUUCUUUUAAGUGUCCUGGAUGUCUCAGUACCUAUUCUGACCUGGAGGUGAACCAGCUCUUUGAUCCAUUCUCAGAAUUAUUUCGCUGUACCUACUGCAAUAUGGAAGUUGAGGAAGAUGCAUCUUCUCUGCCAAAAAGAGAUGCCAGGACCUUACUAGCUAAAUUUAAUGAGCAGAUAGAACCUAUUUUUGUGCUUCUAAAGGAAACAGAAGAUAUAAUCCUGCCCUGUGAGCUACUUGAACCCCAACCAACAGAAAUCCCAGAGCUAAUGGCAAGCCAUGAAUCGAGCUCUGGGUCACUAGUAUUUGAUCUGCAAGGAAAUCAUGGAAAAUGGGCCAAUAAGACUGCAGGCAAUAUGUAUGUUCAAAAUGUGACUAUUAAUGUCCGAGACUCUGAUCUUAAGAAAAAAGUUAAGGAUAAGAAGCCUAAGGAGCAACCAAUAUGGAUGAAAGAGAGUACUAUACAAGGAGCCCCUGUAGAAGAAACCAAUAACAUCAAAGUGGAAGAUUCAGUGACUUUAGAUGAAAACUCAAACACUGUGGACAUCAGUGGCGAUAACGAAGUAAUAAGAACACUACUAAUUCAUGAGAUGAAAUCUACAUCAGCGCCAGCUGUUGCUCAGUUUUCCAAAAGUGAUUCUGGAAGUGAUACCAGCGAAUCUGAUGAAGAAAAGAAACGUGCUAAGCCUGUGCAGAGUAAACAAAGUAUUAACGUAGAACAAGAGGAGGAGGCGGAGGCAGUUGAUCCAGUAGUAAUGGUUGGUGGUCAACCUCAUGUUUAUAGUGAGGUCAGUCAGAACCCAGGACUUGUUUCUUUCAUGAGUGAUGAAGAAAGGGAAGUGUAUAUUAAGGUGGGACAAAAAAUGUUCCAAUCUGCUUUUGAAUGA
Messenger RNA from Bombina bombina (fire-bellied toad), 1260 nucleotides. RefSeq names its product general transcription factor IIE subunit 1-like. The record is from RefSeq and is a predicted model, not a curated record. Gene Ontology annotation, biological process: transcription open complex formation at RNA polymerase II promoter; transcription initiation at RNA polymerase II promoter. Lineage: Eukaryota; Metazoa; Chordata; Amphibia; Anura; Bombinatoridae. Gene Ontology annotation, cellular component: transcription factor TFIIE complex. Bases 1 to 1260 code for a protein of 419 amino acids. The transcript is spliced from 4 exons.